Messenger RNA from Symbiodinium sp. CCMP2592, 2406 nucleotides. NCBI's taxonomy places the organism in Eukaryota, Dinophyceae, Suessiales, Symbiodiniaceae. The record is from the annotation of a GenBank genome assembly.
AUGGAUUCUUCCAGCGUGUCGCGCCGUCCAGCUUGUCCUUCGAAGGCGUUCAACCUGCAAUCCAGGGGUGCGAGCUUGGACACCACAGCCGCAGGGAGCGUUCAGUGGAGCUCCUACAGCUCAAGUUCGGCAAGCUGUGCUGGGCAUGCAUCGCCUGUGCUUGACACAUCCUCUACAUUAAUAUAUCUCGAUUGGGAUGACACUCUGUUUCCGUCCACCGAGAUUUUUGACCGAUGGGGGUUGCCACACCAAUGGGACUGCGAGGGUCUUACCGCGAAGCAAGAGCAGCUACUGUACGCCUGGGGCGAGUCUUUGCAACGAUUCCUGAAAGCUUGCAUGGAAUACUCCGGAUCCUGCGUCAUUGUGACCAACGCACAAAGCCGUUGGGUUGAGAACUGCUUGAGACGAUUCGCACCGGAGCUUGUCUCUCUCUUUGCCAGCCCAGGGGGACCUACGGUUUUGUAUGCCAAGGAAGUUCUGAGAGCCUUGCGCUUACGCAAGAGGGUCAGGCACCAGGAUGACAGUGUGAUCCCUGCGAAGCACGUCGAUGCCUACUGGGACGACGAGGAUACUCAACGCUUCAAGUUCGUGGAGAUGUCGGCAGCAAAGUUCCAUGCUAUGAAGCAAGAAUACCUUGAUUUCUUCAGUGGACGUGAAGGGCACUCUCGUCGCAACAUCAUCAACUUUGGUGACAUGGAGUAUGAGCACGAAGCUGUGAAAGAGCUGGGGAUGCGCAUGUCCGAACGAAGUCCGGAACCAACCGUCAAAUCAUUGCUUCUGCCAGAAGCGCCGAAGAUCAGCGAGUUGACCGUUCGCCUGGAAUUGCUCCGCUUGCUUCUGCCCGCUAUCGUCAGUCGCAGCAGCGACAUCGAUCUCGACUUGAAGGACUCGCCUGUUCCCAUGAAGCUGCUGGCAAAGGCCCUGAAGCUUCCGGAACUUGCAGAAGUGGAUUUGCAUCAUGCGUGGGGUGACGGUCCACCACCUUCCGCCGAAGAGGUGGCGAACAGCCUUGUGGAGGUGGCCAUGGGGAUACAUCUGAAGGAGGAGGUGGUCCGGGACACCGUUGAAACGGAACUGCUCAAAUGGGGAGCCGAAGCCUUCCAGAAGUUCCGGAAGCAGACGGCGGGCUGGCUACCCGUAAGCCUUGGCUACGACAAUGGCGCUCCCCACUCGCGGUUGCCGCCUCUGGGCUGGUCCAGUUGGGUGGGUCUCGGUCGCCAGUGGCCGGGCCCAGAGGCACAGGCGCCAGAGUUCGACUUCUGUGACGAAGCGAGCGUGAAGCUUUCCGUCGACGCCUUUCAUCAGGUUGGCCUUUAUGAUGCCGGCUAUCGCCACUUUCAUUUGGAUGACUGCUGGGCGGAUCACGAGAGAAAUGCUUCGGGAUUCUUGCAAGCAGACAGGAAGCACUUUCCCAAUGGCAUGCAGCCGAUCGUAGACUACGCCCACUCCAAGGGCCUCACAUUUGGACUCUACACCUGCGCUGGGACCUACACCUGCGUCGAUCGGCGACCCGGCUCCAAGGGACAUUUCACCCAGGAUGCAGCGGUUUUUGCAGAAUGGGGAGUGGAUGUGGUGAAGAUGGACUGGUGUUUCACGGAGGGAAUGGAGCCUGAGCCGACCUACACGGCCUUCUCGAACGCUUUGAAUGCCACAGGCCGGCGGAUCCACUUUAACAUGUGCGAAUGGGGGAAGGAGAAUCCCUGGACCUGGGGCCCUCAAGUCGCCCAGUCCUGGAGGGCCACGGGCGAUCACGUCCCUCUCUGGUCGGACACAAAGAAGGUCAUCGAAGAGAGGACGAAGAUCCCUGAAGAGUACUCCGGCCGCCCCUUUGCCUGGAAUGACAUGGACAUGCUGGAGACCGGGAACUACCGCCAGGCCGCCCAUGCCAAUGGGAAGACCGGGAAUAUGACGAAAGUCGAGUACCGAACCGAGGUCUCCAUGUGGGCCAUCCUGGCCUCACCGCUGAUCGUUACGACUCCUCUCUUGAACUGCUCGAAGACAGAUCAGAUCUUAGGGAACUUCACAUCAGGCAGCUGCAGACCCUCCAUCACUCCCUUGCAGAGGGAGCUCCUUCUGAACAAAGAGGUCCUUUCAGUGAACCAGGCUGAUACCGCUCCAGGUCGGCUUGUGAAAGACUUCGGUACGUGGAAAAUUUACAGCAGACUAAUGGGCGAUUUAUCCAUGGCCGUCGCUUUUUACAAUCCGUCCGAUGCCAAAGUCUUUGCCAGUGUGGAGUUUUCAUCGCUGGGAUGGCCCGAGGGCUCUACAGCAAGCGUGCGAGACCUCUGGGCACAGACGCAGUUGCUGGACACGUUUGAGCGCUUCCCGGCCGUGGGUAGUGUCGGCAUCGAAGCGCACGAGACUCUCCUGUUGCGAUUCGGCCGAGUGUCGGAGCUGGUCGUAUGA